This is a messenger RNA of Octopus bimaculoides (California two-spot octopus), 4447 nucleotides long. RefSeq names its product calpain-9. Gene Ontology annotation, cellular component: cytoplasm. NCBI's taxonomy places the organism in Eukaryota, Metazoa, Mollusca, Cephalopoda, Octopoda, Octopodidae. Gene Ontology annotation, molecular function: calcium ion binding; calcium-dependent cysteine-type endopeptidase activity. Gene Ontology annotation, biological process: proteolysis. The record is from RefSeq and is a predicted model, not a curated record.
AAGUUUUGUUUACACUUGAGUGAAGAGACAGAAGUUCACAAUGACAUUAAUCAAAGCAUGCCAUCUAUGGGCAUUUCAUCACAGCACCUUUCUUUGACAAAUGACGUGUUCCAACUUUUCCAAGUCUUGAUAUAACAGUGUACAGUACUUUCUGUUUUAAACGAACAGCUAUACUUGUUUAAAAUAUAACACUUUAAAAUGAUGGAAUGAUCGAUAAUUAUAACUUUGGAGAGGUAGAAUAUAACUGUAAGGACACACCCACCCGCCCACUUUACACAAAACAUAUGCACGCAUGCACACACACACACACAUUAGUACUUAGACAUUUACAAGUACACUAACAUACUUAUUAAAUGGAAACUGAUAUUAGAUCAUAAGAUUAAAAAAAUAGUAACUUGCACGUUGUAAUAUGAAUUCAUGGAUUUUUUUCCCUUUUAAGUGAAAGAGUAAAGUCUAUUGAUUGGUUGAUAGUAUAUAGUUAAAACAGUAAAAUGCAUAAGUAGCAAAUAGCUUUGGUGUUGUAUAUGCAUUAAGGAUUAUAUGACAUUAAAUAGGUAGGCUUAACCUUGCUGUUUUGCAUACCUAGCUUUUCCUGUCUACCGCUUUAAACAAUUUUUUCUUUUAUUUAUUUUUGGCUCAAAUAGUUGAGCUGCCAAUAUGGCGGGUACCUGCACAUGUGAUGAACUUAUCGGCAACAUCAAACAUGUGUGGAAGCUCACCUAACACAGCAUCCUGCCUGACUGAAAGAGAAAAAAAGCAAAUAAAUAAAUAUAUAAAAGAAAUCUGGUUCCUACAAUGAAUUCUGGGAAUCAGUUUCUCAGAAGAGAAGCUGUCUUCACACCUCAGCCAUAUAGAUCGCAGCAAAAUAACGAAUUCCCCGCCAAGCAACGGAAUUCGAUAUCGUCACAACAGCUGGACUUUGGAAUUUUCUCACCUUUACCAACAAAACUUAAAGCUCAAAAUUUUGCCAGUAACAUCGCUUUUACUUCUACAACAACUGUGACGAACGGCACCAGCCAUGAGGAGACUAUUAGUUAUACAAACAAUAAUUUAAAUAUGUCUAAAGAAGACACAUACAUGUCUGGUAAAAGUAAUAAACAGAUCUCUCGUCUUUACGACAUCGUCCGUCGAAAUUGUAAGCAACAGGCGGAACUGUUCGAAGACAAGGAUUUUCCUGCAAACGAUGCAUCUAUUUAUUUUUCUCGUCAUCCACCUUACCAAUUUGAAUGGAGACGAUGCAGUGCUUUAAGCAAGUUAACUGGCAUACAACCAAAGUUUUUUGUUGAUGGUAUUGGUGGCUUUGAUGUUCAGCAAGGACAGUUGGGAGACAGCUGGCUUUUGGCUGCCAUAGCAUGUCUAGCCACACCUGGAUGUUCAACUCUCUUCCAUCGUGUUAUUCCACUUAACCAAAGUUUCAAUGUCAAUGAUUACUGUGGUGCAUUUUAUUUCAACUUCUGGCACAGUGGUAACUGGGUAGAGAUUGUAGUAGAUGACUAUUUGCCCACCUAUGAAGGACAGUACUGCUUUCUACAUUCCAGCAAAAGUAAUGAAUUUUGGCCAGCUCUUCUGGAAAAGGCUUAUGCCAAAAUGUACGGAUCCUAUGAAGCUCUCAAAGUGAAUGUUUUUGAAGAUGUCCUUGCUGAUUUAACUGGUGGACUGAUAGAAAGCUACAAGCUUCAUGGAGCCAAUGCAAAUGUUCCAGAAAACAUCAUUAAUAUUCUCUUUAAAGCUCUCGAUAGAUAUUCGAUUGUGGCUUGUGGCAUAAACUCAUUGUCACUGGAUGAGAAACAGCUUGAACUUCCAAAUGGUUUGUUGUCAGGUCAUAUUUAUAACAUCACUGAUUUGAGGCAGCUUUUACUGCCCUCGGAUCAAGGAAAUCGCUCAGUCACUCUGAUAAGGAUUCGAAACCCUUGGGGUGAACAUAUUGCCUGGAAUGGACCGUGGAAUGAAAGGUCUGUUGAAUGGAACAGUAUUCCUAGUGAUGAGAGGGAAAAAUUAGGACUAGUCUUCAAUGAUGAUGGAGAAUUUUGGAUGGACUUCAAUGAUUUUAAAGCUCAUUUUGACACAUUGAAUAUCUGUAAUUUAUCCCCUGAUGCUCCAAUGAACAUGCCUAGGACAUGGUUUGCAGUGGAAUUCCAUAAUAGAUGGUACAAAGGCUUCUCUGCUGGAGGAAGACCAUCCUGCUCUACUACGCACUGGAGUAACCCUCAGUAUCGCAUGAUUCUCAGUGAUUCUGAUGAAGAUGAUGACACUCACUGUAGUGUCAUCCUACAGCUUGCACAGAAAGACUGCAGAAGAAUCAAGCUGAAGAACCCUUGCUUACAAUACAUAGGAUUUGUAAUUUAUAAGAAUGAUCUCCACCAUGCUCUUCCAUUGCAAUAUGAAUUCUUUAAAAAAUAUACAAGUGUUGCCAGUGUUGAUGCUUUUAUGAAUGGUCGCCAAGUUGUGAAGCGGUUUGCAUUGAAACCUGGAGAAUAUAUUGUGCUACCCUGUACAUAUGAAGCCAACUUAGAAGCAAGUUUUCUCAUCAGAUUCUUUAUGGAAAAAGCAAAUAUUGUGGAACCAGCAGACAACAUUCCUUCCCUUGUCAGCCAACCUCCAAAAGACUUCAUUGAUGAAAAAGAUACAGAGUGUUUCAAAGAACAUUUCUAUCGAAUAUCGGGUGAGGAUAUGGAAAUUGAUUCCUUUGAAUUACACAAUAUCUUGGAUGAAGAAUUUAAACAUGAUAGCCCUUAUCACUACACUGGCUUGGAUACAUGCAAGAAUUUUGUCUUUCUCAUGGAUACAAACAAUUCUGGAAAGAUUGGCUUUUCAGAAUUCCUUGUUUUAUGGAGUUAUAUUCUUGCAUGGCGGAGAAUUUUCCAAACAUUUGAUGCCAAUAAAACUGGUUCUCUAAACUCUUUUGAACUCCAACGUGCAAUCACUGCUACUGGUUAUAAAAUGAGUUCCAGCAUCCAUCGAAUACUUUGCUUCCAUUAUGUAGACAAAGAUUGGACAGUCAACAUGAAUAGUUUUCUCCUCUGUGUUACCAACUUGAUGAAACAUUUUAAUACAUUCAAAGCUUCCCAACAAAAGGGUCAGAUCAUUUUGACCAUUGAGAAAUGGCUGGAAAAAGUUCUUCUGUGAUGGCUGAUUGAAGAACUAACAUUGGAGAGUUUUGUUUGAAGAAGACACUGAAAGAAGUUCUUUCUUAGAUUCUAUUUUAAUAUCUUUUAACACAACAAAGAUAUUAGGUGCUAAUAACUAUUGUAAGUUCUUGUAGAAAGGAGAGAAAAUGGAAAAAAUAUAUAUUUAUCUCAUAUAUAUAUAUAUCAAUAUAUUUUUAUCACAGAAAUGUUAUCAUGUUUUCUAUAGGGUUAUUGGAAUUUAGAAAUUCAAUACCCAAUUAUAAAUUUACAAACAUAUUUUUAUUGUAGAAUAUUUACACACAAAUAUUUAUUUUUAAUUCAACUUAGGUAACAUUCUUUGUUUUUAAUUUAUUUUAAAAUGUCAAUUUUGUGUGUGUGUUUGUGUUGUAAAAAAAUGUUUUCUUGCAAAUUGUCCAUUCUUGAUGUCUUUGUGCCUCAAAAUAAUUUAGAUUUCCUUGCUCUGACUCAGUUGCUGCCAGCACAGAAUGAAGAACACAAUACUAGCUGUAAGUGUUAUGAAAAUGUAUGUAAAAACCAUCAAAAUAUUUAGAUAUAGCUCUGUGUGUUUGUUUAUAUGACUGUGUAUCUAACAAAUUAUUCUUUCAGUUUCUUUUUUGCUGAACAUAAAAGUAUGCUUGUUCUACUAAAGUAAUGUUACUGUUAGCCCAGACUGUUAUUUCUCAAGAUGGGCUACAAAGGGAAGAACAAGCAUUCAUACACAUUUGCGCCACCACCCACAUUUAUACAUCAAACCCCUGACCUACUUUACUCUACAAAAGGAGAGUUCAGCAAGGAGCAAAUAACAAGAAGCAUUUUGCACAAUUUUAAUUUAACAACAAAGUUUAUUUGUUAUUGCAUUUAUUAAAAACUGUGGUAACUUUAACUCAUUAAACAAAAGAUAAAUAUCUGUGGUAAUUUAAAGAAAAUAGCAAAAAGAAUUGUGACAAGCAAAAAAGUUAAACAAGUCAUUUUACUUGAAUUUAAAGAGUAUUGUAAAAUCUGUUGAUUACAAAAUUAAGAAUUGAAUUUGUUAUUGCUUUGGUUUGAGUACAGUUCUUGAUUCAAAAGAUUCUUCAUUGUGUAAAAUUCUAAAAAAACGCCAGUAAAUUUACAAAGUAAAAUUCCUGUUAUCUGCUGAACUCUCCUUAAUUGGAGGUGGAAAAAUGGGUCAGAGUUUUGAUGUAUAAAAGAGAGUGGUGGUGUGACAUUGCAUGAGCACUGAGAACCAUGCAAACUAAAUAAUAACUACACAACAUAGCAUAGUAAAGCAAAAUAUAAAAUAUAAAAAAUUAUUAAAAAAGUAUUGGUUAUUGAUAAAA